This is a messenger RNA of Epinephelus lanceolatus (giant grouper), 655 nucleotides long. The record is from RefSeq and is a predicted model, not a curated record. Lineage: Eukaryota; Metazoa; Chordata; Actinopteri; Perciformes; Serranidae.
GGUAGCUAUGUGACAGAGAGGGUGCUGCUUUAUCCCGGACCCCCCGCGUCUCGGUCUCCCCCGUCCGCUCAGGAUGGACCCGAGGAGAGCUGAACCGGACCGCUACACCAGCAUCAACCCGGUAUCGCUGUACGGGGAAUUCACGGUCACUGGUAACCGAAAAGUCAGGUGUGCCGUGAGCUUGACCGAGAGCGACCUCAUCGUCCAGAAGCUCACUUCGGCACCUGUCGGGCGGAACAAGGUGGUGCUCAGCCUGAAGGACUGCGUCGGUUGCCGGGCUUACCGGGAGGAUGACAACGCGGACCCGGCAGCGUACUUGGCAGUCUACUUCUACCCGCUCAAACGCCGCUGGAUGAGUUCCGGGGUGUCGCGGCAGAGAGCGGAGCAGUGCUUUCGCCUCGCCGCGCUCCAGGACCCGCGCGCUAACCUGGAGGAGGCGGAGAAGUGGGCUCGCGCUGUCCGAGAACGUUCUGCAGGGCAACGGUACCUAAGAGACGGGGUGUUGAUGAGCGAGUUGUCUCGUCCAAGCCGGAUGAUGCUGCUGGUGAACCCACAGAGCGGGAAAGGACACGCGCUCACACUCUACAACAACCACAUUCAGAGAAUGCUCAACGAGGCGGGAGUCACACACACUUUGGUCAUCACCGCUCCUUAG